AUGGGCUGGGCAAUAGCACUUCAUGGAGGCGCCGGCGACAUUCCGAUUUCGAUUCCGCCGGAGCGGCGACAGCCUCGAGAAGCCGCCCUCGGCUACUGUCUGCAGAUCGGUGUUGAUGCUAUCAAAGCUGGCCUUCCUCCUCUGGACGUUGUCGAACUCGUAGUCCGUGAACUCGAAGAUAAUCCACAUUUCAACGCAGGCAAAGGCUCUGUUUUGACUUGCGAUGGAACUGUAGAGAUGGAAGCUUGUAUCAUGGAUGGAACUACGAAGAACUGCGGAGCUGUUUCUGGUCUUACCACGGUUAAAAAUGCCAUAUCAUUAGCAAGGCUAGUUAUGGAGAAAACUUGUCAUAUAUAUCUUGGAUUUGAUGGAGCCGAGGCAUUUGCAAGGGAACAAGGUGUUGAAACUGUGGAUUCAAGCUGUUUGGUGACUCCUGAAAACAUUGAGAGGCUUAAACAAGCAAAAGAAGCUAAUAGAGUUCAGAUUGACUAUAAUGCUCAAGCAACUCAAAAUGCUAAAGAUGAAUCAACUCUCCCCAACGGUGAUAGUCAGAUGGGAACUGUUGGAUGUGUGGCUGUUGACAGCCAUGGAAACUUAGUUGCUGCUACAUCUACGGGUGGAUUGGUGAACAAAAUGGUGGGAAGAAUUGGCGAUACGCCCAUAAUUGGAGCAGGAACUUAUGCCAAUCGAUUUUGUGCUGUCUCGGCUACUGGAAAAGGCGAAGCUAUAAUCCGUGCUACGGUGGCAAGAGAUGUGGCUGCCCUUAUGGAGUACAAAGGGCUUUCGCUGAAUGAAGCAGCGAAUUACGUUAUCCAAAAGUGUGCUCCGAGAGGCACGGCCGGUUUGAUUGCCGUUUCGUCCACAGGAGAAGUCACAAUGCCGUUUAAUACGGGUGGCAUGUUCAGAGCUUGUGCCACAGAAGAUGGUCAGACAGAAGUUGCAAUAUGGUAA
Messenger RNA from Striga hermonthica, 951 nucleotides. Lineage: Eukaryota; Viridiplantae; Streptophyta; Magnoliopsida; Lamiales; Orobanchaceae. The record is from the annotation of a GenBank genome assembly.